Messenger RNA from Aspergillus pseudonomiae, 2155 nucleotides. RefSeq names its product MFS transporter. The coding region runs from base 35 to 1630 and encodes 531 amino acids. NCBI's taxonomy places the organism in Eukaryota, Fungi, Ascomycota, Eurotiomycetes, Eurotiales, Aspergillaceae. Gene Ontology annotation, biological process: amino acid transmembrane export from vacuole. The record is from RefSeq and is a predicted model, not a curated record. The transcript is spliced from 6 exons.
AAAGCAAAAUUUCAACCCUCAUCGCAGUUGCACCAUGGCAGAUUCCAGUGCACCUCCAGAGGAAUCUCAUACCCAACAGUCUCGCAUAGACGAUGGGAAAGCCUCAGAGCAGGUUUUUCAGGAAUCAGCCCCGGAUAAGGAUCUGGAACAGCCAACGGCACCUGACCAGUUUGAUGCGCGAUACUGUACCACCAAAUGGGAAAUAUGGGCAUACUAUGCUUAUUACAUUGGAAACAAUGGAUUAUCUCUGUUCAACUUCGGCCCAACUGCCUUCCAGAACCUACUCAGCCAAGCCGCAGGCGAUAGCGGAACCGUCUAUUUCGCAGGACGAGAACGCUCCAUCAAUAGCAUUGUACUUCUCAGCAAUGGAAUUUCGUUCGCCAUCCAAGUAGUUAUCUUCCUAGUCAUCGGCAGUUUCGCCGACUUCGGCACAUGGCGACCCAAUAUCCUGAUCACUCUUUCAAUAAUCGCAUAUGCAAUCGGGUUCGGCUGGCUCGGCGUCCAUACGGCAGACAAAUGGCACGUUGGCGUCGGACUGUACAUCGUCGGCUUGAUCGCCUAUCAAACGACGCUGACCUUCUGGACGGCAGCAUUCCCGGGUUUGGCGCGCAAUACGCCCGAAAUGAAAGCAAAAGCCGAUGCCUACACCGCGGGAACUAUAUCGCGCGAUGAAUACGACCAUGCCGACACGAUAGAGCGGAGUAGGUUGGCGAACAUCGCCUUUUAUGUCCAGUCCUGUGCAGAGGUGGUCAUCCUUGCCAUCAUCGUGGGUAUCAUGUUUGGAGUGCAUGUCAAUGCAAGUGAGGAAAAUAACAAUUGGGGCUUGAGUGUUCUGAUUGCUUUUGCGAGCGGUGUGUGGCUGCUAGUUUCGUUGCCUUGGUUCUUUCUUGAGAAGCGUCGGCCAGGACAGGACCCGAAGGGGAGAAACAUCUUCAUUGCGGGUCUGUGGCAGCUUUAUUAUGCUGCGAAGCAGGUGUGGAGAUUGAAGCAGAGCUUGCUUUAUCUUGUUGGAUAUUUCCUCUUGGGCGACUCGUUAAACACAACUGUGACUGUGAUAUCAACAUUGCAGAACAGUGUGGUCUCUUACAACACUCUAGAGUUGACAUACCUUCUGAUUGCUGGAAUCGCAGCUCAGGCAGUGGGGAUCUAUGGUUUCUGGUUCAUUCAGCAACGCUUUAAACUCGGCACCAAAACUAUGUUUAACACCAUUGCCGUCGCAAUUAUCUUCCUCGAUGGCUGGGGUAUGAUAGGCAUCUGGACACAGAAAUUUGGUUUCCAUCAUGGCUGGGAAUUCUGGCUCUACCAAGUGUAUUACGGCCUGUUCGUCUGCCCGUGGUAUAGUUACUCCCAAAUCAUGAUCUCCGAAGUCGCACCCCGAGGCCACGACUUCCUUUUCUUCAGUUUAUUCAGUAUCGUUGGCAAGACCUCGUCGUUCAUUGGGCCUCUUGUCUCAAGUGCUAUUAUCGAUGCAACGCCGUCUGGAAACGCCUCGAUGCCUUUCUACUUCCUGUUCGGGCUGAGCGUGGCCAGUUUUGCUGUUUUGGCGAUUUGGUUGGAUCUGAAGAAGAGUCGACGAGAGCAGGAGGUGUUUCUGCAGGGUAAAGAUAGCGAUGGGUCGGAAGAUAUGUGAGGUUUAUAUUCUGAGGAUCUGCUGUGGCGGGGAGACUGUGAGGCUUGAAGUAUGUACACAGCAUAUAUUCAUAGGAGUAUACAAGAUGUCUUCUGAAUCAAUGUACAUUAUCCCCCAUCGUUCACAGUUAGCAUGGUAUAUACUCUAGUUUGAGGUUGUGUAUCUUGAAUGGGGUAGGGUUUUUUGUGAGCUUUUACGCAUUUUAUUACAAUAUGAGCCCUCUGGAGUGCGAAAAUAAGUGCAAAAAGUUCUACAUCAUGUUAUAGCAUACCCCCUUCAGUAGUUUAUAGUAGCUUUUCCCCCUGUUUCUCCAUACAUACUUCGGGUAAGCGCCGGAUUAAUCAGAAUGACUCAUUAUGACUUUGCCCACAAGUCGAGUCGGUGGGGAUCUAUAUUCGAAAUACAUUGGUUGAGACUUUCGGACGAAGCUUCUAAGGAGUUUCAUAUUGUUUAAUUCUUACACUUUCAUUUUAAAUCCUUGUUUUUGGCUAAUGUGUAAUAUACAGUUCACUGCGUGUAUCAUUC